Cuscuta europaea is the source of this 1621-nucleotide messenger RNA. The record is from the annotation of a GenBank genome assembly. NCBI's taxonomy places the organism in Eukaryota, Viridiplantae, Streptophyta, Magnoliopsida, Solanales, Convolvulaceae.
CUGACCUGUUGACUGCCGCCGCCCAGCCAGCCAUUAUGAUAUUAUAAAAAGAUGGAGCGCCUAAAUCGAUCUUGUUUCUUCAAUCAAUACCGCCGGAUCAAUGCUUCUCUCCAACAUAGUGAGCAUAGACGUGGGCGGUCAGCUUUUCCAGACGACCAAACAUACCCUUACGCAAGCAGGUUCGCAGUCCCUUUUCUCCCAACUCCUCCUCGCAAAUCCCGCUUCGUCCCUUCCCUUCUUCAUUGACAGGGACCCGGAGCUUUUCUCGGUUCUCCUGUCCCUCCUCAGGACUGGGAACCUCCCUUCAAGGGCAAAGGCCUUUGAUGUCCAAGAUCUGAUUUUCGAGUCCCGAUUCUACGGCAUAGAGCAGCUCUUGAUCAAUUCCACAUCCAACCCUUCUCUGCUUGACCCCUUCAACCUCCAAAAAUCAAUGGUUUUGCCGUUCAGCGGCAGAGACUCGCCUGCCUCCAUUGCCACCACCCCAUCCGGAUCCCUUCACGUUGCGCACGGCAGUAAGGUCACCUCCUUCGAUUGGGCUCUGCAGAGGAAGUCAACCAUUUUGACCCCAUUCACCGCCAUCGAUUCUCUCUUGGCUUUGUCCCCCAAUGUCGUUGCAGCUGGCGCCACCGAUCUUUCAGGCCUCCAGAUUCUUGACGUCGAUCAGGGUUCCGUUACAGAUACCCUCCAGUGGGAAAACGUCACUCGCUCCGACUCCACCGUUCUUGCAAUCGGCUCAUCCCAUCAAUAUAUGUUCACUAGCUUCGAGUCCGGGAGGAGGAACUCCAGCUGUGUUAUGGUCUAUGAUCUCAACACCUUCAGGCCUGUGACUGAGAUCGGCCACUGCGAGAUCUUCGGGGCCGACCUCGAUUCUGCCAUUCCCGCCACGAAGCUGAGGUGGAUCCCCACUCAUAACCUGCUCAUGGCUGCCGGGUCCCACAGCGGGCCCUCCGGCGUGUCCGGCAAUGUCAAGUUUUGGGACCUGAGGUCCAGGAACACCGCUCCCGUGUGGGAGGUGAAGGAGAGAGCGGAUUGCUUCUCUGACAUUACUGUCACCCCGGGCGGCAUGUUGUUCAAAGUCGGAGUCCACUCCGGAGAGGUUUUCUUUGCUGAUUUCAGGAACAUCCUCAGCAGCAGCAGCGAUGACAGUGUUUGGGUUUGCCUCGGUGGUGCAGACGGGUGGAGGACAGGGAACAACAACAAUAAGAAGAAGAAGAAGGAAGGGGUCGGGUGUAGGAUCGAAAGUCAUGGGAACCAAGUGUUUCGCAGUAAGGGGGGACAGAUAGAGUUGUGGUCGGAGGUUUUGGUAGGGUCGGGCAAUGGCGGUGGGGUUUUCCGCAAGAACACGAUGGGGGAGACAUGGAGUGAUAGUAAUAGUAUUACCCAUAUGAGCUUUGGAGGGAACAAGAUGUUUGUUACUCGGAAGGAUCAGCAAUAUGUUGAGGUUUGGCAGAAUUGUGUGAGCAGCAGAUUACUUUAGUUACUUACUUACUUUCCAUAUGGUAUACAUGCAGCGGCUCUCUCUCCCUCUUUCUGGAUGGGAAGCUGUAGCUUGUGGAUCAAUAACCCUUCCAAGUCUUCUUCACUCAAAUGCUCAUUCAUUCAUUCAUGUAAUAUUAAUAAU